UCCACUCGAGAGGAACCGAAGCUCAGAUGGGGAACUGACAGCACAGGAGAAGGAGUAACCGAGCACAUCCACUCCUCAAGGAACGCCGAUAGCAGUUUCUGUCGGGAAUAUAAACAACACCAGGAGUUACAUUGUUGCCAGUUGCCGGGAAUUAUUGGUUACUUUGAAACCCGUCGGUUACUCGCUGUGAAAGUGAAUGGAUACAAAGUUUUUCUUUUCCCGAGGAAGUUUUUAGCCGCCUGGCUAACUAAACAGCCGUGAGAUAUGAAGACUUCGGGUUCACAACAGAGUUACAGACUCAGUAUUUACUCUAAAUGAAUUCUUAUGAGAACUUUUAUUUCAGUUUAUUUCAGCGGAGUCGAACAUAUGUAUUGUGAAACAGUGGACAAGUUUGCCUAAAUUCCAAAGUGAAGGAAGAAUGGCAGAGGAACUGAAUCCUACAGGAAAAGGGUUCUUCGGUGAACUUUAUUAACUUCUUUGCACCACGAAGGAAGGGUUUCUUCCUUGAUAGGCUUGCUGUUGGAAUGGCACACAGUCCUGCAGUGUGACGGCAGCCUGGUCGUCAUGCUGGCCCAUGGAGUGGACCAUGUAGAAAGAGGGGCGAAUGUAGUCCCAGGAGGACCAGGAGGGAAAACGGUGACGACGGCAGCAUGGCCGAUCACACGAGAACUUGCCGUCAAUAUUAAACAGAAAAUCUCCCAAUGGGAGGGACUCAGCCAGCAGGAGGACGUCCGAAGUGGGAAUAUUAAGCCCCAGCGGACUCUUGCAUCUCGUAGGCUUUCAGGGGACCUCCUUGGAAAUGGAUUUGACGGCAAUGAUGGAGGUCAUAACAAAGCAACUGUAUCAAAAGCCAAAAGCCUGGGUUUAGAUUUCAGGGAAAACCAGAUGACUAUUAGACCGGUUACAGGAGAAACCCCGUCUGAUUUCCUAAGAAAUCGAACUCAUUCGAAUAAAUUUGUAACAUCAACUCCUGUGACUAAGCCUUUAAGCACUGUAACCCAAGGCCAAGUGGCUAAACUGAAUGUUAAAAGCAAUAAUAUCAAGACAAACAAUUUCACAGAUGACAAAAUUACAUCUCUACCUCAAUGUGUAGAUGAUCCAGAGGCGUCAUUGCCUCCGGGGAACUUUUACACCUCCAGGGGUUUCUGGAAACGACUGGAGGCAGAUGAAUCUUUGUGGGAGAAGGAUUCCUCGAUGGUGACUAAGUGUCUUGGUGAAAUUGGACCUUCUUCUCCUCCACCUAAACCACAGCGCACAUUCCAGUACAAGGGUGCGAGCAGUCCGCCCGGCCAGUGGAUCCAAUUGGAGAACCAGACUCCGUCAGUCAGCAAAUCGAAUCAAGUCCGGAAGCAUGACAUCAUAUUAAAGCCACCCAGCUGUCCACCUCCUCCUUGUCCAGUCAACACUAUCAACGGGUUUUCCAGAAACAGAAAGAACAGGAAGUCAUUUGAGUUUGAGGAUGUGGUACGGAUGACAGCCCAAAAGGCCUCUAGAGGGAAGGAGGGCCGCCGUUCGGGUCUUUUCCACGCUUGGUCUGAAGACAGCAUCUAUGAGGAUGUCAUCUCGGAUAUAUCAAAAGAGAACCCAUAUGAAGACAUCAAACUUUCGCCUAUGUGUUUACCCUUAAGACGGCCACGAAACUACACAGUUGGACAGAGAGAGAGCCCACACAUCAAGAUCUCACCAAAGCCCUUCACACUAUUACCUAACGGCGACAGGCUGCAUAAAGUGGGACGGGACCGCAAAGAAUCCAUAACGUCACCUACACGUACCUCUACUACAAACACUCCUAAAUCAUCAGCAGCCAAACUUGCUACUACGUACAAGACAAACCGACAACCCCCGCUUGUAAACAGGAUCCAGGAGAUAUUUGAAGCCAAAAGAGGAAGGAAACGAGUAUGGGCGACAACAACCAGAGAUGAAUUGAGUGGAACAGAGAGUGAUCCUGAGGAGAGCUCUAAAGAUCGCUCCCAGCGCACAGUGUACAUUCAAUCAACUUUAAAGCGACGGCCGGGUUACCGCACUUUAGAGAGGGACCUGAUCCAACUACAAGAGCAGCAGCUUUUCCAGCAAUUUGUAGUGGUGUCGCUUAGAAAAGCUUCCCCUGGAAACACAUACAUCCCUGAGAUCACACAACAGUUCCCUACGAAGUUUGAGAGGUCUUCUCGUCUGUCUCGUGAGGCUGAAGACAGAUUAAGGGCGAUUCCCAAGUUUUGUUUUCCUGACUGUUAUGACUGGCGUCCCUCCUCGGACCACACCAGUGAAACGUUUUCUUUUGUCCUAACGGGGGAGGAUGGGAGUCGCUUAUUUGGAUACUGCCGCAAAAUCCUGCCCAGUGGGAAGGGGAAGAGACUGCCUGAAGUUCACUGCAUCAUCAGCAGACUGGGCUGCUUCAAUCUCUUCUCAAAGAUCUUGGAGGAGGUGGAGAGGAGGAGAGAGAUUUCCCCUGCCUUGGUUCAUCCUUUCAUGCACAGUGUCAUGGAAGCUCCCUUCCCUGCUCCUGGACGCACCAUCACCGUCAAGAGCUUCCUGCCGGGCUCUGGCAAUGAGGUUCUGACGCUGUGCAGGCCGGUGGACUCUCGUUUGGAGCAUGUGGACUUUGAGAGUUUGCUGCAGUGUCUCAGUGUGACCAGACUCCUGCAGGUCUUCGCUUCUCUGCUACUGGAGAGGAGGGUGAUCUUCAUCGCAGACAAACUCAGUGUCUUAUCCCGAUGUGCCCAUUCUGCCUUGGCUCUGCUGUAUCCCUUCACAUGGCAGCACACAUUCGUACCGGUGCUCCCUGCCAGCAUGCUGGACAUAUGCUGCUCUCCCACUCCUUUUGUGAUGGGGGCGCUGUCUCCAUCCCUGCCUGAGGUGCUGGAUAUGCCCAUCGAGGAGGUUCUUAUUGUGGAUUUGUGUGCGGACAAGUUUGUCGUUCAGCUUGGAGACGAGGACUGUAUCUUACCUAGAAAGCUGCAGGCAGCGCUUCAGGAGAUACUGGACAACAGGGAGGAGAUCCUAGAACAAAACACAAGAGACAGGAAUGGAGAUAAAUCAGACCUGAGCAUGUUGGUGUCAGAGGCGUUUGUGUGGUUCUUUGUUGAGCUGGUGGGACAUUAUUCUCUGUACAUGAGCGACACCGGACCCGGUGGCACCCGAGAGCUGCAGAGAGACGCUUUCAGGAAAUCUCAUCCGUCCCGAGGAGUGCGACAGUUUCUCCAGCUCUUCAUGGACACGCAGAUGUUUGCUGGUUUCAUUCAUGACCGAGAGCUCCGAAAAGGGGGUGUUAAAGGGCUGUUUGAAAUGAGAGCAGCAGAAUAUCUGGAUUCGUAUCCUGAACCUGAACCAAGUGGAGUCAACAAAUUUCUCAAGGGGCUCGGAAAUAAAAUGAAAUUCUUGCAGAAGAAAUAGAGAACGGUUUCAGACGCCAAGUAUGAGCGGCUUUUAUUCAAAAGUGUGUGAUGACUCAACCAGCACGUCAGUUCCUCUCCCAUAACUAACACGCAAAAGGGUGGAGAUGAGGUCAAGACUGGAAUCAGCUUGUUCUGCCCUGAAAAUUCUCUGGCUUGGAUUUGCCAUCCCAUCACAAAAGAGGAAAAGGCUGGAAAUGAGUUUAUAAGCACAAGGAACAAAGACGACUGUAUUAGAACAAAGAGGAAAGGGAGGAGUCUGUGUCAUGUUAUUGUAAUUUUGAUAAAUAAGGAAAAAACGGACUAUGAAUGCAUAAUAACAAGAGUUGGGUUAAUGGCCAUGUCAGAGGUCUUACGUGUUUUUAUUGUCUUUAAUAUAAUUUUUAUUAAACCACACAAUAAGAUAAGCUUAUGUUUUAACCAAAAACCUUUUCCAGCUGGAAAUGUGUUGUUAAAAAGAAGAUAUGAUGAAGGAUGACUUCUAUUCCCCUUCAGGAAUUAAUUUAUGAUUCUUUAUAUGCACAGAAAUGGCCUUUCCAGUUAGGUCAAACUUUUUUUUUUUUUGCCAAAUUUUCUGUUUUGUCAAAUAACAAUGCAAGUGUUUGUUUUUUCAGAGGCUUUUACAUUUUGUACAGUUGUGUUUUUAGACAGACUUUUUGUAACAUUUGGGGGAAAAAACAGCUUUCUGAUGCAAUGUUGGACAGGAAGUGUGAAACAAACAAUGUGAUCUUGAUGUGGAAAUUGAACAUUUUGAUGAAUGUCAAGAGAAUGAGAAUGUAUAGGGUGCAUGGGUUUAAAAUAUAUGGGAAACUUAUAAUGAAAGGAGUAUACAGUGUUAUUAAAAACUACACUUACAGCA
Molecule: messenger RNA, 4248 nt
Organism: Sinocyclocheilus rhinocerous
Lineage: Eukaryota; Metazoa; Chordata; Actinopteri; Cypriniformes; Cyprinidae
Product: DENN domain-containing protein 2C-like
Exons: 19
Coding region: 565-3390 (941 amino acids)
Source: RefSeq, a predicted model, not a curated record